AUGGAAACGCUACACCAACCCAAAGCUCAGGUCUCCUGGGUUGGUUCGCUUCAAGUGCUCCUCAGCUUCGUUUUGUGCACCAUCUUUGGGCGUCUAUCUAACGCCGCAUAUGGCCGUCACGCCGUCUUCGUUCGAUCACUGCUCGCCGUCCUCGGCAGCUUCAUGACGAGCCUCGCCAGCCGCUACUGGGAAAUUUUCUUCGCGCAGAGCCUGUGCACCGGCUUGGGUCUCGGCUUGAUGUUCACGCCUUCGAUGUUCGUCAUCGGCCUGGUCUGCGUCGGCGGUAUGCUUUAUACCUGGAUAGGUGUCCACAACCGAGUCAGCAUGUACGCCUUCUCCGUUGUAUACGGCCUUAUUUUUGACGCUUCGCAGGGCGUUUUCGACGGAUCACUGGCGAUCCUAAAGAAAGAUACAAGUAAGAUGGGGACCCAAUCCGGCAUGGUGUGCAUGCUGUUGGACUUUGCGACGUUAGCAGGGCCGCCUACCGCUGGUGCGAUCAUUGACCAGUCCAGGGGAGAGUAUCUGUGGACUCAGAUCUGGGGUAGAACAGUCAUACUCUUGGCUGCAAUCAUGGCCAUGGCGGCUAGGUGGUGGAUGACUGGGUGCAAGCUGAUCCCCCCGCCAUGGCGGUCCGUCAUGAACACUGUUGUGAGGGAAAGACAACAAGAAGACGGUGCCGAAUACUAUAAUAUCGAAACCGAAUGCCAUGAAAAAUGUUCACGGCAGGAUCCCCGCCGUAUUUAG
Molecule: messenger RNA, 744 nt
Organism: Verticillium dahliae VdLs.17
Lineage: Eukaryota; Fungi; Ascomycota; Sordariomycetes; Glomerellales; Plectosphaerellaceae
Exons: 3
Coding region: 1-744 (247 amino acids)
Cellular component (GO): fungal-type vacuole membrane
Source: RefSeq, a predicted model, not a curated record